AUGCCACACGUAAGGCCGAUCGCCAAGAGCGGAGAGUUAUUCCGGGACAUGGGGAAUGAGCCCAGGAACAUUGGCGACCAAGUCACAGUACACUCCGCCUCCGCACAACACCUCUGGGCACCCAAGUAUACAAGAAACUACCACGCUGCCUAUGUAUACAAGGCCGAACAAGACCGCGCAUAA
Messenger RNA from Alternaria arborescens, 183 nucleotides. RefSeq lists its product as hypothetical. Lineage: Eukaryota; Fungi; Ascomycota; Dothideomycetes; Pleosporales; Pleosporaceae. The transcript has a single exon. The coding region runs from base 1 to 183 and encodes 60 amino acids. The record is from RefSeq and is a predicted model, not a curated record.